AUGGAGACUUCUCGAAUCCUAGGAUGUAUAGAGGAAUGUAGCGGGACUAUUCGUACUGAGUCUGGAUGGACAGCAUAUAUUGGUUCCUCGAUCCAAGAAAGCUGCCACCGCGAUGAAAACGAUCACAGCAUGUAUAAGCAAGCAAAUGUCAAGAAGGGCUGUGACUAUGAUGAUGAGGAUGAUAACGAGAGUGAUGACUCUAUGGCAUCAGAUGCUUCUUCUGGUCCUAGUCUUGAUGAAUUUCCAUUCAAAAGCAAAGAAAUAAGAGUCGACAUGGGCCCUUUCAAGAAUGCAACUACUAAGUAUUCGUCAGGACAAAAACUUCACACAAAGUGUAAGCAAAAAGAUAGAGCAAGGCCAUUGAUCAAAGUAGAAAAAGAACAAUUGGUAUUUGAGGCAAAGAGUGCUGCAAGUCACAUUUAUGGUGGAACAAGGUGUUUAAAAACAGAGUAA
Molecule: messenger RNA, 453 nt
Organism: Mercurialis annua (annual mercury)
Lineage: Eukaryota; Viridiplantae; Streptophyta; Magnoliopsida; Malpighiales; Euphorbiaceae
Product: protein SOB FIVE-LIKE 4-like
Exons: 2
Coding region: 1-453 (150 amino acids)
Biological process (GO): cytokinin biosynthetic process
Source: RefSeq, a predicted model, not a curated record